AUGGAAAGAACAUCGAGAAUGUCGGAUUCAUGUCAGCUAAAAUGUUUACCCGAUGAUUUCGUCAACAGUGAUUUUACUAUUAAUUCAAAUAUCAAUAGUUUAGAUUAUCGUUGCCAUUAUUGUGGUAAAAAUUUCAAAGAUAUUGAACAGUUGUGUGAACAUUUUAAAGAGUCAAAUCACUUAGAUUUUGUUGAUUCAAGUUCUAUGUUAUGUUGGAAAAAAGGUUGUAAUCAAUAUUUUUCAUCGUUACCCGUAUUAAAUAUUCAUUUUCGUGAAAUUCAUUCAACAUCACUUAAAAAUAAAUCAUUAUUAGAUGAUUUAUUUUCUACAACACGUGUAUCACCAUUAUCUUCCAUUUCAUCAUCAUCUCUAACAAGUCCACCUUUAACACAAGCGAUUAUUCCUCUACUUGAACAUCAACAACAACCACCACUUGAAAACGAAAUUUUAAAAUUAAAAGAAAAUUCACCACAAAUUCUACCAUAUUAUAUAUCAACAACAUCUAAUUUGCCAAAUGAUACAAAACAGAUACAAGAAAAUCAAUCAAUUCAAUCAAAACAGCAGCAGCAGCAGCAGCACACAUCUGAUACCACAUUAACACCAUCAACAUCUAUUCUUGAUGAAAAUAAAUAUUCAUCGACGUGCAUAAAAUGUUCAAAACGUUUUUCUUGUAAAUCUGAUUUUGAUAUGCAUAUUAAAUUAUGUGAUGAACAAUCAUCCGUUGUAAAAUCUCGUAAAUUAAAAACAUCAUCAAAACAUCCAAAAUCACAUCAAUCUGAACAACAAAAUACACUCUUAGCAACUGGAGAUAGUUUUAUUUCUCGAAGUACUAAUAAAUGUGAUUUAUGUGAUAUCGAACUAUCGUCGUCUACAGAUUUAAUAACACAUACACAAUCAUCAUUACAUCAAGCAAAAUUACGUGAUUAUUUUACAUCGACUCUUCUAUCAUCGAUAACAGCUCAAACAAACGCAUACUGUUUACCUGAAUUUGCUCAACAAUGGUUGAAAUAUUUUACAGAUACAAAUGGUGGAAGUUCUAGUACAAAUGAUUCAGCAUAUGAUCCAUUAAAAUUAUGGCCAUCUUCUAAUUUAAUUUCAUUUGAUACACAUUCAGAUACAAACACAACAUCAAUUCCAUUAUUAGAUUUAUCAACCAAAAAACAAGUUCAACAGAAUAAAACAACUAUUUUAACUCCACAAUCGACGCCAUCUAUUGGUUCUACAUUCAGUAUUUUGACAGCGCAUCCAACCACAACGACAUCAACAACAUCAUUAGCAUUGACUAACAAUUACAACAAUCGUGAUAAUUUACCACUUACUCCUUCAACUCCAUCAUCGCCAAUUCCAUCUUUAUCUGCUUCCACUUCAUCUUUGACAAAAUCACUUUCAACUACCAGCAACAUAAAAUCAAAACAAGCCGCUAUUUCGAUUGGUACAGAUAUUGUUCAACAUUAUAUUGAAAAUAAUUUAGCUGAAAAAAGGCUAAAACGUGAACAACUGAAAGAAAAACAAUCGCAAUCACAAUCACAAAUGCCCGCUGUAACAAAAUCACAAUCAUUUGAAGGGCUAGCUUCAUUUUUGAAGCCUCAACCAGUUGUCGAUGAACAACAGCCAAUUAAAAAUAUUCUUGAAACAACAAAUACAAUAAAUAGCGUUCCAACAACGGCAGAUAUCCAAAAUAUUAUUGAUAAUACAGACAACUAUUCGCCUCAUCAUCAACUGUCAACAUGUGAUUUGUGUUCAAAAACCUUCUCCACAUUAACUAUAUUGAAAGUACACUACGAACAAUGUCAUCACAUUCAACUAAGUUCCAAAGCUAUUGAACAUUGGUUAUUUUUAUUACAAAAAUUACAUGAUACAACAGGUCAACAGACAACUAAUACAACUCAGUCAACAUCACCUAUUACGCCAAUGGAAGCAAGUAGUGAAUCGUAUACUCUCACUCCUACAUCGCCGACACCAAUCAAUAUUAUUGAACAAACAUCAAAAUCAACUUUAAAACGAGAAUUAUCUCAGACAGCCAUUCUUAGUUCAGCAACCACAAAUAAUCAAAAUAACAGUGAUGAACAGCAAGAAAGGAAGAAGUUACGAGGAAUGGGAGAUGAAAAUCCCCAGCAUCUAUUUGACAGACAAAUGGCUGUGGCAGCUCAGGCAGCUAUCAAUAAUAUUUAUCCACCUUUAUUUGCACCACAAACAUCACAGCGAGAUCCAUCAUCAGCAAACUCAGCUACCACCGGAAACUCUACUCCAUUAACUCCAUCCUCUUACACUCAACAGUCUUCGACAACGUGUACGACAACUAAACGUAUUCGUACUCGUAUAACCGAUGAUCAACUGAAAAUACUUCGCCAACAUUUUAACAUAAAUAAUUCUCCAUCGGACGAACAAGUGAUGUUAAUGUCAUCAAAAACCGGUUUAACAGCUAAAGUCAUCAAACAUUGGUUUCGUAACACACUGUUCAAAGAGCGACAACGAAAUAAAGAUUCACCAUAUAAUUUCAAUAAUCCACCAGCGCAAACGAAAAUCGAUUUAGAAGAAUAUCAUAAAACAGGAACGAUUGUGAAGAAAGAUCAUGAUCUACAAGAACAGGAGAUGUCACAACCGCAUGACGAACAGACGCAUUCAGAAGCUAGUGAUGAUGAUUUAUCAUCGAUAAAUGACGAUGAAGAUGAUGACUCGUUAACAUACGAUAACACUUCACUUCUCUUGCCAACAGUUGAAAGUGAUAAUGAUGAACAAGUCCAGUCAUCAUCCAUCAAUUUGACAUCACCAACAGUGAAAAACUCUCAACAUCAACAACAAGCUGUUUUGUCUGCAGCCGCGGCUGCUGCUGCAGCAGCUGCUCAAAAACGCGCCAACCGUACACGUUUUACAGACUCCCAGUUAAAGUCGUUACAAGAAUCAUUCGAACAAAAUCCAUAUCCAAAAGAUGAUGAUCUCGAAGUAUUGUCCAAAAAUUUGAGCUUAAAUUCAAGAGUUAUUGUUGUUUGGUUUCAAAAUGCAAGACAAAAAGCGCGAAAAUCAUAUGAAAACCAAUUCAAUAGUUCUUCUGGUUCUAGUACAAUUUCAACAAGUGAGCAAAAUCCAGCAGUUAAAUUAGAGCGUGAUGAAGGUUACACAUGUAAAUACUGUCAAAAAUUAUUUCAACGUUUUGCUGAACUAAUGAAGCAUAUGAAACAAUGUAAUAAUACCACACAUUCAUCAUCAUUAUCUAGUAAGAAUGUGACAAUGAUAGAUACAAUUAAUAAUCAUAAUAAUAACAGUGAAGACACACUAAAAGUGAAUAAACAAAUGUCUCAAACUACAAUUGUUCCAAAACCAAUUAAACCAAAAGAAAAACAUUCAAACAGUGAACUAAAAUCGUCAUCUUCCACAUCUAUUUCAACGCCCAUAACUUCACCAAAAAUGUCUUCCUUAUUAUCUCAACCAGUUCAAACUCAACUCGAUAUGUCUAGCCAUUCAUCUUCCGGUCGUCAUUCAUCUUCGAAUGUUAAACGUGAAUCCACAUUUCUAUUUGACACCGAUAAGCCGUCCUCACGUUCGAAACAACCAGUAUUAAACUCUUCUCGUUCUACAGCAACCACCAGUGCAUCAACUGUAAUCAAAUCUGAGCCAUCAGAAUCAUCAUCACAAUCGCAACAGUUUUUGAAGACCAGCCUAGAUCAUCAACAAUUUCAAGAUCCAAUGGCUGCAUCAUACAGCAUGUUCAUGGCUGCGGCAGCAGCCGCCGCCGCUGUCCAAGCUCAACAACAAAACGGCACAGCAUCCUAUAAUCCAUUUAUGCCUCAAUCAAUGUCAACUACACCAUCGUCAUCCGAUAAAGAAAACUAUUGUGAUCAAUGUGAUAAAAAAUUUUCGUCAGUAAACGAAUUUCAAGAACAUCAAGCAUUUCAUAUGGCCAUGUUAAAUGCAGCUGCUUUCUUUCCUCUCUAUCAUCCAGCGGCUGCUGCUGCAGCGGCGGCAGCUGCAAUGUCAUUUGGAAAUUUUGGCGGUAAUUUUCAAGGUUUACCACCUCCUACAAAUCUAUUUUUACCAACGACAACAUCCUCAUCGGCAUCUAGUACACCAACGACCAAUGUUAUUACAACACCCACAACACCAAUGCUUAACUUUACAGAAAAAGCAUCAAAAUCGAAUGUGCGUGAUUGUGAUCAAUUGAUAUCACCACCACAAUCCUCUACAUUAAAACGACGUUUACCGCCAUCCAUAACGACGACUUCACUUCCCACUAUAAUAAAUUCUACUACGAGUCAUCGAUCGUCCAUGAGCGGUUGUGAUGACGAUAGUGACAAUGAUGGUCAAGAUUCUCGAGAUUCAUCAUUAAAUCUGAGUAGCGCCACUAUAAACGGUAAUUCAAAACGUAAUCGUACAACUAUAUUACCUGAACAACAAGAUUAUUUGAUGCAAAAAUAUCAGUUAGAAUCAAAUCCAAGUCGAAAAAUGUUAGAAGAAAUAUCGUCCGGUGUUGGUUUGAAAAAGAGAGUUGUUCAAGUCUGGUUUCAAAAUACAAGAGCAAGAGAGCGAAAAGGAACUAUCAAGACAUCUAUAUCAUCGACUUCUAACUCGCAACAAUCACAGAUAAUUAAUAAAAGAUGUCUCUAUUGUUCAUGUGUAUUUAAAUUACGUUCUACGUUAGAAAAUCAUUUAAUAUUGAAACAUCAAGAUCAGCUAGGUAUUGAGCAACAACAUCGUGAUCAAAUAAAAUUUAUUGAUAUCGAUACAUUUCCCGAUGCAACAUCAACGUCGACUCCAACACCAACUACACCUAAUCCCACAGUGGCAACAGUAGUUACAGGUGGUACAUUUGUACCACCACCAAUGAAUGAACAAGAAGAACUUGAGGAUCAAGAGUUUGAUGAAGAUCUAGAAGAGAAUGAUACAAUAUUGAGAGAUGACAAUAAUGUUGAAGAUGUGCCACUAGAUUUGACCAAACCGCUAGAUUUAGUUAAACACCCAAAAACUGUACCAAAACCGCGCAUGAACGAUAAACAACAGCAACAUCGAAAUGAUCUAAAUAUAUCUUCAUAUACGAAUAAUGUUAAUCAUGCUGCUAAUGAUGAUUUGACAAAUAAUUCUUUAGACUAUUCUGAUAAUGAAUGUGGCAUUCAUAGUGAUUAUGAUACAGAUACAGAAUUUGGUUCAAAUCAAUUUCAAUUAAAUACUAGUCAUCCUACACAAUCAUUAUUAAAUAAUAAUAAAACAUUAUCCAGUUCGAAUUAUCAAUCAUGGAUGCAAAGACAAUCAUCUUCACAAUCAAAUCUUUUACUAUCACCUCAUAAUAAUAAUGGUGGUCUACAUUCACCAACCGAUUCAACUCAUAAUGGAAACGGAUCAAAUAAAGAUUCAAAUGGUCAACGACGAUUUCGAACGCAGAUGACACCAUUGCAAAUUAAAUUAAUGAAAGCCAUUUUUCUGGAAUAUAGAACACCAACAAUGCCCGAAUGCGAAUUAUUGGGUCGUCAAAUUAAUUUACAAAAACGCGUUGUGCAAGUAUGGUUUCAAAAUGCAAGAGCAAAAGAAAAGAAAAAUCCCAAUUUUUUUAAAACAGAUCUUGAUUUGACGUAUGAACGAUCGCAAGAUGAAUGUCAUCUAUGUUCAACGAAAUAUACAGUAGCUCAUGGACAAAGAGAUCACUUGUUUACAUCCAUGCAUAUUGAAACUGUUCGGUCAUUACUAUGUAAACAAGCUCAAAACUCUAGUUCUAGUUCUACAUCUCACUCCCAUCAGUCAUCACAACAGUUACUUUCAUUUUCAAUGUCAUCAUCAUCAUCUUCGACGUCAUCCACGACCAAUAACAAUAAUAAUCAUCAUUCCGAAUCGCCUCCCGAUGAUUCAACUCCUAAUCCCACAUCAUUGUUAUCAAACGGUUUAUCAUCAAAUAAAUCUCGUUCGUCAUCGGUAUUAAAUUUAGAGAAUAAUAAUUCUGCAUCGGAUACUAAUCACCAUGAUGAUCAUCGUAAUAGUGGUCAUUCUCGUUCUUUAAUAUCAGAUAUAAAGUCAAAAGAAAAGAAAAAAUCAACAUCGAACAGUACUAAGUCUUCAACAAAAAUAGAUACUGCAAAGCAGCCAGAACAACAAACAGUACCAGCAGUCAUGGAUCAGCAACAACAACAGUUGAUGGCUGCAGCGGCGGCAGGUCUAAUGGGAACUCCAGAUCCAUCAGUAUUAUCCUAUUUCAAUUUAAUGAUGCCACAUCUAAUGCCAAUGAGUCUUGAUCCUUAUAACUUUUCAUUAGUCGAUCCAACAAUUCAUGGUACACACAUAUUUAUGUUGCAGUUACCACCGGAUGCCAUUCAAAGUAUUAUGCACGCAAUAAAAGAGAAUCGGUCCACUUCGCAAUACACACAAGAUGGGAAAACAAGGAAUGAUUUGAUAAAACUUGGCUUCAAAACAAUUGACCAUGAAACUAUUGAUGUUGGAUUUGCUUGCAAACAUUGUAAUUUUGUAUGGCCUUUAUAUGAACCAUGUCGUUGUCACACACUAUUAUGUUUUCAACUGGCGCCUACUCAAUUACCCCUUACGUUACAAACAAAACAAGAUACACAAAAAAUGUCUCGGUAUAUUCUAAAAAUUGAACAGUUACUCUAUCGUUGUACAGUUUGUAAUUCGUCAUACUCGACCGUUAUCGAAUUUCAACAACAUACAAAAGAGGAUACUCACCUUAAGAAUAUGCAAAAUUCACACAACAAUAAUAAUAAACGUCGCACAUCGUCGACAUCGUCAACUUAUUCAGAGAAUGAUUCGAAUAAACAUCAACAGAAAAAAUUUAACCAAGUGAAAAAAUCAGCUACCCAAAAUCAUCAGCAACAACAACAACCGAUGGCAGUUACGCCAACACCUUAA
Molecule: messenger RNA, 6843 nt
Organism: Didymodactylos carnosus
Lineage: Eukaryota; Metazoa; Rotifera; Eurotatoria; Philodinida; Philodinidae
Source: the annotation of a GenBank genome assembly